Molecule: messenger RNA, 342 nt
Organism: Ostertagia ostertagi
Lineage: Eukaryota; Metazoa; Nematoda; Chromadorea; Rhabditida; Trichostrongylidae
Source: the annotation of a GenBank genome assembly
UCGCUACGUGUUCGAGAACGUGCUCCUCAUGUACAAUGGAGGGUACAUGGCUAUCGAGCGGUGAUAAUUGGUUGGGAUCUGAAGGCACAAGCGUCCAAAGAUUUCAUCGAAAGGGUUCAUAAAGGGAAUGAGGCAUGGACCAAUAAUCCCAACUACGCUGUUCUGAUAGAUACUAGAGAUCGUUUGAUACCUCAACUCGGCUACAUUGUUCAAGAAAAUAUCGAGUUACAUCAAGGACGAAUAAUUCAUAACCUAUUGAAGAAUUAUAUGGAGAGAUAUGAUGAAGCAAAACAGAAGUACAUCCCAAAACCAUGGUUGAGAGCAAUAUAUCCAGACGAUUAA